CCCAACGUCUACUACUGACAUCCCAACGUCUACUACACCAAUGACAACUUCUGCUCCAACAACUACAAUGCCUCGUACAGUGUGCCAAUCUUGCACCCUAGACGCCACAACUGUCAUAAUGGUGCAUCCUUCUGCCAAACCAUUCACAAGUGACACUAUCGACGACACACAAACUUGCGCAAUUCGAACUUUGGUUUGCGAUGCUAGAUCACCUGGUGGAGACGUUCUAGUUUCGUUUAAUAGAGAUGAUUCUGGUUCUACUGGAGGUCCGAACACAUUUACAACUAUCCUUAAUUGCAAUGACGAUAUGCAAUGGACAUUGUCUGGAAUUGUGAUUACCGAGAUUGAGUGUCAAUCAGCAUAA
Caenorhabditis elegans is the source of this 364-nucleotide messenger RNA. RefSeq lists its product as uncharacterized. The record is from RefSeq and is marked reviewed. NCBI's taxonomy places the organism in Eukaryota, Metazoa, Nematoda, Chromadorea, Rhabditida, Rhabditidae. The transcript is spliced from 3 exons. Bases 41 to 364 code for a protein of 107 amino acids.